AUGGCUGCUCACGGGGGCUCCGCGGCGUCCUCGGCGCUGAAGGGGUUAAUUCAGCAGUUUACCGCCAUCACCGGUGCAAGUGAAAGUAUAGGGAAACAUAUGCUUGAAGCCUGCAACAAUAAUCUGGAGAUGGCGGUAACUAUGUUUUUGGAUGGUGGAGGAAUCGCUGAAGAGCCCAGUACCAGUUCAGCAAGUGUCUCCACUGUCAGACCACACACAGAAGAAGAAGUUCGUGCCCCAAUUCCUCAAAAGCAGGAAAUAUUGGUGGAACCAGAACCUUUGUUUGGUGCUCCUAAAAGACGGCGGCCUGCACGUUCAAUAUUUGAUGGCUUCCGGGAUUUUCAAACUGAAACUAUUCGGCAAGAGCAGGAAUUAAGAAAUGGAGGGGCAAUAGAUAAGAAACUAACUACCCUUGCAGAUCUGUUCCGGCCACCCAUUGACUUGAUGCAUAAAGGCAGCUUUGAAACAGCCAAAGAGUGUGGCCAGAUGCAGAAUAAGUGGCUGAUGAUAAACAUUCAAAAUGUGCAAGACUUUGCAUGCCAGUGCCUCAACCGUGAUGUGUGGAGCAAUGAAGCUGUGAAGAAUAUUAUCCGGGAACAUUUCAUUUUCUGGCAGGUUUAUCAUGACAGUGAGGAAGGUCAGAGAUACAUACAAUUUUAUAAGCUAGGGGAUUUCCCCUAUGUUUCCAUCUUGGACCCACGGACAGGUCAGAAGCUAGUAGAGUGGCACCAAUUAGAUGUCUCUUCUUUCUUGGACCAAGUGACAGGAUUCCUGGGUGAACAUGGGCAACUGGAUGGACUUUCUAGCAGUCCUCCCAAAAAAUGUGCCCGUUCAGAGAGCCUUAUAGAUGCAAGUGAAGACAGCCAGCUAGAAGCUGCCAUCAGAGCCUCCUUGCAAGAGACACACUUUGAUUCAACACAGACAAAACAGGAUAGCCGCUCAGAUGAAGAAUCUGAGUCUGAACUUUUUUCUGGUAGUGAGGAAUUCAUAUCUGUUUGUGGUUCCGAUGAAGAAGAAGAGGUAGAAAAUCUUGCCAAAUCCAGAAAGUCUCCCCACAAAGAUUUGGGGCAUAGAAAAGAGGAGAACAGAAGGCCAGUAACUGAACCCCCAGCCAGGACUGAUCCUGGAAUGGCUACAAACCACCAAGGAUUGCCAGGUGUGGAUUCAGAAGUACUGGAGAUUUCACCUGAAAAAGCUGAUGGAAUAGUGGAGGGGGUAGAUAUAAAUGGACCAAAAGCACAGCUGAUGUUGCGGUAUCCAGAUGGAAAAAGGGAACAGAUCACUCUUCCAGAGCAAGCUAAACUGCUAGCUUUGGUGAAGCAUGUCCAGUCUAAAGGAUAUCCAAACGAACGUUUUGAACUUCUCACCAAUUUUCCUCGAAGGAAACUCUCACACCUGGACUAUGACAUUACAUUACAAGAGGCAGGCCUUUGUCCUCAAGAGACUGUCUUUGUACAGGAAAGAAAUUAA
Chrysochloris asiatica (Cape golden mole) is the source of this 1470-nucleotide messenger RNA. RefSeq names its product UBX domain protein 7 (gene UBXN7). Lineage: Eukaryota; Metazoa; Chordata; Mammalia; Afrosoricida; Chrysochloridae. Gene Ontology annotation, molecular function: ubiquitin binding. The coding region runs from base 1 to 1470 and encodes 489 amino acids. The record is from RefSeq and is a predicted model, not a curated record. Gene Ontology annotation, biological process: proteasome-mediated ubiquitin-dependent protein catabolic process. The transcript is spliced from 11 exons. Gene Ontology annotation, cellular component: nucleus.